This is a messenger RNA of Labrus bergylta (ballan wrasse), 2095 nucleotides long. Its product is annotated as glucose-dependent insulinotropic receptor. Gene Ontology annotation, molecular function: G protein-coupled receptor activity; phosphatidylcholine binding. Gene Ontology annotation, biological process: adenylate cyclase-activating G protein-coupled receptor signaling pathway; regulation of metabolic process. NCBI's taxonomy places the organism in Eukaryota, Metazoa, Chordata, Actinopteri, Labriformes, Labridae. The record is from RefSeq and is a predicted model, not a curated record. Gene Ontology annotation, cellular component: plasma membrane; cytoplasm.
AUGUCAUAUUUGUGUGGACAGGUGAGCACUAAGCUUUUACUCAGCAUGACUUCAGACUCCGACCAACCACCAGCCCGAAGCGAGGUGAGGCCUCUGGUGAUGGGUGUGAUUCUGAGCGUCUCUUCUUGUUUCAUCGUCUCUACAAACCUGUUAGUGGCAGCCGCUCUACUCAAGCUUAUCCUGAAGAAGAGCAGCCAGAGCUGGUGCUUUGUCCUCAACUUGGCCCUGGCGGACACUCUGGUGGGUGUGGCCAUCACGGGUUUGGCCACUGAAGACUUAAACGGCAACAAUCUUUCUCAGAACCAAUGGGGCCACGUCGUCACCAAUCCUCCAGCAAACGCCACGCACCACGCUGAGGGGAAGUCGAGGUGUUUGAUGCGGAUGGCCUUCCUGUUGUCGCCCUGCACGGCGUCCAUCAUGUCCAUGUUCCUCAUCUCACUUGACCGUUACGCAGCCAUCAAGAUGCCACUACGGUACACCCGGCUGUCAGGGAAGGGGACAGCAGCCGGGUUCCUGCUGGCUCUGUGGAUCAGCGCCUUCACAUUGGGAUUUUUGCCAGUUAUGGUGCGGCAGCUGCAGACUGACGGCUACAGCGGCUUCUGUGCCUUCUUCUCAGUGAUUCACCAGGUGGGCAUGGUGGUGUUGAUCAGCGUCUGCUUCUUCCCCCUGUUCUCUGGGUUCGUUUACAUGUACCUGGACAUCCUGAAGAUCUCCUGCACCCACCAGAAGCAGAUCUUACAGAUACGGAAAGCCGGUUCCAGGACGGCCGAGCACGAUCGCCAUCGACAUCAAGAGCGUCAUCACCAGCAUCAGCAGAUGUGGAUGUGCUUAAUGGGCCACGUCAAGGCCUUGAGGACGGUCGCGGUGCUCGUUGGCUGCUUCUUUUUGCUCUGGUGCCCGUUCUUUGUGGCGUGCCUCGUGCACCUGCUGUGUAAAAGCUGCAAAGUUACUGACGUGUUGGAGAAUUAUCUGUGGCUCUUAGGACUGUCCAACUCUCUGAUCAACCCCCUGGUUUACGCCUACUGCCAAAAGGAUGUGCGGCUACAGCUAGCGGCCAUGUUUUCCUGCUUCACAGGAAGGUCAUGCGCAGCAGGACCACAACAUGUUACAGAAAGAUGUAACCCGCUGCCACCUGCUCUGACUGGAGCUGCUGUUUCUGGUGCUGAUAUCAUUGAUCCUUCACAAUUAAAGCCAAUCGUUACCAAUGAGAUGGUCCACACAGUUUAACUACAUCCGCCCGGAAAAGUCGUUGAAAAAACUGUGAAACCACAGAAACUGUAAGAAUGAAUAGCAAAUACUGACAGCACCAUUUUGCAUCAAUUGCCAACGCUUACUGCCAACACAAUCCAUCCCCAUUAAGAUAUAUGGAUACAGUGACUUUGACUUUCCUCUCCUUCUAUAUUUUCAAUAUUGUUAGAAGUCCUUUCUGUUGAUGUGAGCAAGAAAAGGCAGCAAAUGUAAUGGGCCCUCCACCUGUCCUGGGCCCUCCACCUGUCCUGGGCCCUCCACCUGUCCUGGGGCCUCUAAGGUAGAAACUUCAAGCAUAUAUUGAGGGAAAGCACUUAAUGAGACUGUCAUGAAGUAUGAGGAUAUGGAAUGGACUUUUGAAUGUAUGUACUUUCUUGUGUUUGUAAAAUGUUUGUAUAAAUGUGUGCGUAAAUUAUUCACACUGAAAUGGAUUCAUGAAGUGUCCAGUUUUCCAGCAAAGCAACAAACUAAUAUCAAGCAUUUUAAGUGUCUCUGUAACCAACCAUCUGUCUCUUUUGGGCUCAAUGAAACUGAAGCGCAGAGAUCACUCAAACAUCAUGGUACAGACUGUCAACAUGACAUUAUAAACUGUGUGCCUUUGCUUUAGGACCCACUUUAUUUUAUCUUGUUUUAUUACAUCUGUUAUAUUUCAUAGCUGGAUAAAUAUGCAGUCAUGGAAACUUCCUCGGCUGCUUUAAUCUUGAUAGAUGUCGCCCACUCUGUGUGUCAGCCGUCUGUUUCAACAGAGCUGUCAGGACCGUUGAUGUCAGAGGUUUCUAGGAGGGGUUAAAUAACUCACAUUAACUUGAGAGCGAUGUCCACAUUAAAGGGUCACUUCACCCGUUGA